AUGCAGCGGGCGGUGCUCACGACGCGGCGCCGGGCCUUCUCGCAGCAGGCUCUGCGGCGCUGGGAGGAGGUCGCCAACGGGCGGCGCGCGUCCACGGUCAAGCCCGCGAGCGCCAAGACGCUGGAGCUGGAAGGCCGCUCGUACCUGCUGCCCACGCUGACGCUGCCCAAGGGCUCGGGAAAGGCCAAGGACGCCAAAGACUCGCAGUUCUUCCAGACGCGGGCCAACAAACCCACGCCCGUGGUGCUGGACCUGCAGCAGGUCUCCAGUGACGGCUCGCCGCACUCGCAGUCGAUCAAGAAGCAUGAGCUGAGGAACGAGAUCCUGCGCCUACAGGAAGCUGGCUACAUGCCCGUGGGCAUCACCAAUGCGAGCGAGGACGUCAAGAAGGCUGCGGCGGCGCUGAGCCUGCCCUACUUCAUCGGCACGAGGCUGCAUCUGGAGCAGCAGAAGGCCGGCACGGCGACCGAGCCGCUGCCUCCCAUGGUUGUGACCCACUCGGUACGCUCUGGCCAGCAGAUUUUCGCGCAGAAUCGGUCGCUUGUGGUGCUCGGCAACGUGAGCUCGGGUGCCGAGGUGAUGGCGGACGAGGACGUGCUAGUGCUGGGCGCGCUCAAGGGCCGCGCGCUCGCCGGCAUCGGGGGCAACGCGCGCGCACGCAUCGUCUGCCAGAGCUUCGACGCCGAGCUCAUUUCCAUCGCGCACUGCUUCACGACGUGCGACGAGCUGGAGCAGGAUGAGACCGGAUCGCUGCAGCUGCACAAGCCGACGGCCAUCUCGCUGCAGGACGACCGGCUGGACUUUGAGUCGUCGACAGUGUGACCGCAUUCGACGGGUUUUGCACGAGAGGGAGCGCACUUUCACCACCAAGACUGGCGCUUGUAUAUCUACCCUACUGUCCUCCUUCUCCGCCGAGGACGUCCUACAGCUUACUCUUACUCCUAGCCAAAAACUGCAAUAAAUAAUCUGCUCUACACUACACUGGAUGCGGUUGAUCGUGUCUGUCUGCUACAACUCGCUGCUGCGCGUCCAGCCCACGGUCGAGCGGAAGGUUUCGCACUCGUUCACGACGUCCUGCAGGUCGCGCCGGUACUCGAACGUGCUCUGGCAGUCACGACUGCAGAACGCGCUCGUGUCGGGCGCAACAGCCAGCAGCCGGAAGAACAGCAGCCCGCAGUUGUAGCACGUGAGCUGCGCCGCCUUGCGUUGCGCCUGCGUGCGGAAGGCCGGCCGCACGCGCGCGUCCGUGGGCGUCCACUCGGCCGUCUCCUUGAUGCACUCCUGGCAGGCCUGGAACUGCAGCUGCUGCCGUCGCCACUGCGCGCGCGCUCCCGCCUCCUCCAGCUCCUUCAGCAGGUGCACGCGCUGCCAGUCCGAGCAGAAGCUGCUGGCCGCGGUACUCGCCGUGCUACUGGUAUCAUCCGCAUCAGUCUGCGGGUCGUCCACCGUCUUGGCUGGCGCUCGGGUCUCCAUGUCGACGGGGCAGGAGCUCGCGCGCGGCCGCAGAUGCAGUCGCCGCUGCACGAAGCGCCACGCGCGCGCGUAGAUGCUGGCGUCCUGCGGCGACGCGCAGCAGUCCGCGCUGCUGGCGGUGCAGGUGAGACUCGGCGCGCAUUGCGCGGGCGACACCCGCGGGUUGUUCGUUGGUGCUGCCGGCAUGAAGAAGGAGGGUGGAGUGGGGGUUCUUAUUCUGUCUCGGUCUUGCGGGGGUUUCC
This is a messenger RNA of Phytophthora sojae, 1715 nucleotides long. RefSeq lists its product as hypothetical. NCBI's taxonomy places the organism in Eukaryota, Oomycota, Peronosporomycetes, Peronosporales, Peronosporaceae. The transcript is spliced from 4 exons. The record is from RefSeq and is a predicted model, not a curated record. Gene Ontology annotation, biological process: regulation of cell septum assembly; cell morphogenesis. Bases 1 to 822 code for a protein of 273 amino acids.